UCAAGAUUGACGGUACGAAGACAUUAUCUGACUCUGCCGCUCCUGUUUGUUCCAAAUGAGGAAAUACACCGAUUUGAAGGAGAACUCUUAACGAAUGAAGAGAAUGAAGCACUGAUUCCAGACAGACCUCAGCUUCAACAGUCUCAGAAGUACCACCACAAUAUCAUAAGUCCAGAGGAUGUAGCCGACCUUAUCACACGACCAAACAUUAAUGAUACUCUAAUUACUGUUCUUUCGCAGGAUAGCACUUUCUUGGGUAGUUCAUCUCAUAAGCUAGUCAACAUCGAUCCGAGUAAAGCUACAGAACCUGCCAAACUUAGAUUCGCUAAUAUCGGGCUCAGGUGGAUAAGCCUCUUCAACAAGCAGGUGAGGACGCUUUCUGAGUUACCCUCUAGUUCCGAGACUUUCAGCUUCAGUUUCCAGAAAAAACUGGUCAACGAUAUCAUUUCUUCCAAAUAUGCUGAAGUAUUGUCAGAGCCCGAUUUCUACCUUUAUACCAACGAGAACUUGAAAUCUUUCUACGAUUCUUUCAAGGCAUUUACUAAUAGUGAAAGAAGACUUCAUGGCUUGCUUGCUCCUUCAGAGUUGGCACAUACAGUUUUCUUUGAAAAUGUCACAUUAUUCCUCAUAGGCACAACCGAAGUAAGAGAGAGCUCUGCCAACUUUGAAGUUUUGAUCUCGUUUUUAGAGCAAAAUGCCAGUUUCUGUACUUCCCAGAAUCUCCAAGAGAUUUUGGUUCAUCUAAUCCACAACUUGUACGAAUCAAAGCUACCCUCUAUUCAAUCUAAACUUGCAUCCUUUAACGAAUUCUUCGAUAGCCAGGAAUCGCUGGUAGAACAAUCUAAGUUCUUUGGGUUGGAACCCGGGACUUUGGACAAAUUGGCUUUCUUGAUGUCGGUGUCGGGCAAUAUCGACAAAGCGAAUAAGAUUUUGUCGUUUUUGAUAGAGAAGCAUGGUAUAUGCCCCUCUCAGGAUACCAUCAACAUAUUCCUUUCUAACUACCAAAAAAGUAACCGGUCUACUCUAGGCAGAGAGAAGUUUCUUAGAGAACUUUCAUUUCUUAAACCAGCUCUUUGUCAUAGAAGUUUGAGUUCUAUCGAGUUCAGUGUGUUGCUUGAAUACACAGUUAACGACAUACAAGAUUUGCAUCAGUUCAUCAAUUUGGUAACCAGCAACAAAAACGGAACCAAACUCUUGUCUAAAUAUCAGUUGGAUCUCUUGAAAAAACUUCAGGACAUACAGAAAGCUUCACAAUUUACAAAUACAGAAAAGGCACUCCAGUAUACUCAGUUGGUAGUAAGGCUAGUAGAGAGUCAGGUGAAGUUAUCAUCUCAGGCGGUUGAAUUAGUAGAG
Molecule: messenger RNA, 1353 nt
Organism: Scheffersomyces stipitis CBS 6054
Lineage: Eukaryota; Fungi; Ascomycota; Pichiomycetes; Serinales; Debaryomycetaceae
Exons: 1
Source: RefSeq, a predicted model, not a curated record